Opisthocomus hoazin is the source of this 699-nucleotide messenger RNA. NCBI's taxonomy places the organism in Eukaryota, Metazoa, Chordata, Aves, Opisthocomiformes, Opisthocomidae. The record is from RefSeq and is a predicted model, not a curated record.
AUGGUGCAGUAUUUCGGUCUGUCUGCUAUCUUCACCAACAAGUGUCAGAAGCCCGGCUGCAAGCAGAAGGAGAUGAUGAAGGUGAUCUGUGACCAGUGCCACAAGAACUACUGCCUCAAGCACCGGCACCCCCUGGACCACAACUGCAGCGGGAUCUUCACCAACAAGUGUCAGAAGCCCGGCUGCAAGCAGAAGGAGAUGAUGAAGGUGAUCUGUGACCAGUGCCACAAGAACUACUGCCUCAAGCACCGGCACCCCCUGGACCACAACUGCAGCGGGGCAGGGCGUCCCCUCUCCAAAGCUGGGCACGCUGCGGUCGCGAGAGCCCAGGCAUCCUCCUCCAAACCAGUUGCUGCAUCGAGCAGCGGAGCUGCUCGGCCAGCAGACAGCCCCUCUUCUCCAGCCUCUGCCAGAGGCAGCAGAGCAGCUGCGCCGCAGACUCGCAGCGCCUCCCCUCCGGCAGCCAUGCUGCAGAACGGGCUGAGCGAGGAAGAGGCCCUGCAGCGAGCUCUGGAGAUGUCCCUGGCAGAGUCGGCACGCAGCGCGGUGCAGCCGCCCAGGUACGGCCCGGGGACGCGUGGUGUCACGCCCCAAGCCUGCGUGCGAGCGGUGCCUGGGGCAGCAUCAUAUGGCACAUGGUUCAAAGCCAUCAAACUGCAGCAUGUCGUAAGCAGGCAAGGCAUCAUCGAUCCCGCUUGA